AUGGCUGACAUCGCCGUCAUCGGCAUGAGCUGCCGUUUCCCCGGAGAUGCCACGUCUCCGGAGAAGCUAUGGAAAAUGCUCAAGGCGCGGAAGACAGCUUGGUCCAAGUUUCCUGAAGAUCGUAUGAACAUGAAGGGUUUCUACCACCCCGACGGUCAUCGACAGGGCAGCAUUUCGUUUCGAGGUGCCCACUUCCUUCGGGAUGAUAUCGCUUCAUUCGACGCCUCUUUUUUCUACAUGAACGAGGAUGAUGUCAGCGCCAUGGAUCCUCAACAACGUCUCCUUCUUGAGACGUCCUACGAAGCGAUAGAAAACUCUGGCCUCCUCGUGGAAGAUUUGAAGGGAUCCGAUACGUCGGUUUACGUUGGCUCCUUUGUGAGAGAUUAUGAACAAGUAUCCCUGCGGGAUAUGGACUACCAACCUCAAUACGCGGCGACCGGUACGGGAACGGCUAUUAUGUCCAACCGAAUCUCCUAUUUCUACGAUCUGCGUGGAGAAAGCAUCACCCUGGACACAGGAUGUAGCGGUAGUCUUGUCGCCGUCCACCACGCCUGCCAGAGCCUCCUUUCCGGAGCCAGUUCGAUUGCUCUGGCUGCUGGCGCGGGGAUUAUUUUAACUCCCAACACCAUGAUGCCGAUGACUGCAUUGAAUUUCCUCAGUCCCGAUGGGAAAUGCUUUACAUUCGAUUAUCGAGCAAACGGAUAUGGCCGGGGAGAAGGAGUGGGCUUUGUCGUCUUGAAGAGAUUGUCCGACGCCCUCAAGGAUAAUGACCCCAUACGAGCUGUGAUCAAGGGCACUCACGUGAAUCAGGACGGCCGGACUCCCGGUAUCACCCUGCCGAGCAAGGUUGCCCAAGUCGACAAUAUCCGGAGCGUAUAUAACAAGGCCGGAUUAGAUUUCUGCAAGACGGCGUACGUCGAGUGCCACGGGACGGGCACCAAAGCUGGAGACCUCACAGAACUGACGGCGGUCGCAGAGACCAUCGCCUCCGGACGUCACUCUGGAGAAGCUCUCCUUGUGGGAUCCGUCAAGCCGAACGUCGGCCAUCUCGAGGGCGCCGCCGGGAUUGCGGGUCUCAUCAAGGGCGUGUUGGUGGUAGAGAAAGGAGAGAUCCCACCCAAUGCCAAUUUCAAGAUGGGCAACCGGGAGAUUGACUUUGACGCAUGGGGACUGAAGGUUCCGACACAACCGCUUUCUUGGCCGACUUCUGGUCUCCGCCGGGUGAGCGUCAACUGCUUCGGCUUUGGUGGCACCAAUGCUCAUGCCGUCGUAGAUGAGGGAGCAUACUACGUUGAGCAGUACCGCGCCUCUAAGAUGGUGAGGGCCAGUCCCGUAACGGCCAAGGAGAAUGAAUCCGACACGCUGCACUUGAACGGCGACCAUGACCAGAUGAAAGAACAGCUCCUUGUACUGUCGGCACCAGAUCAGCAAGGCGCAUUGCGCGUUGUCAAGGCGUUGGCGGAGCACUUUCGAUCCUCGUCGUCAAAUCUCUCACAAGGGGACCUCGAUAAUCUCGCCUACACUCUGGGCUGUCGACGGUCGAAGUUUGAGUGGAAGGCACAUGUGGUUGCCAACUCCAGAGCUGAAGUUUUGGAACAGCUGGCUUUGAUCGAGAGACAACGAGGACUCACUCGGUCGAGGACAAACACGAAUACGAAUGGCCAUGUCCUGUGCAAAGUUUCUUUCGUUUUCUGUGGCCAAGGUGCCCAAUGGGCGACCAUGGGAGGGGAUCUGAUGGGUUUCCCGGUUUACAGGGAAAGCAUUCAUGCAGCAGAAGCUUACCUCCGAGACCGCCUAGGGUUCCAACUGAAUCUGGUCGUGGAGAUGGCCAAAGGGGCGAGCGCCAGCCGUAUAAGCCAACCGCAGAUCAGCCAACCGGCAACGACGGCGCUUCAGGUGGCACUCGUAGACCUCCUCGGAGCCUUUGGCAUCAAGCCUCGAUCUGUUGUCGGGCAUUCUUCCGGCGAGAUUGCUGCCGCGUACGCCUCUGGGAUGAUCGACCGCGAAACGGCCUGGGCCGUGGCGUAUUACAGGGGGCUCUGUGCUACCGCAGCCAAAGUCGGCUCUGCCUCCAGAGUCGAGGGCUCCAUGUGUGUCCUGGCCAUGUCGGAAGACCAAGCUCGAGAGUAUCUUGCACGGACCGACAAACAGAGCACUGUCCAGAUAGCCUGUCUCAACAGUCCCAGAUGCGUUACCCUGUCGGGGGACCGAGAUGACGUCCAGUGGAUCGUCCGCCACGCUCGAAGCGAAGGGUUCUUAGCCCGAGAACUCCCGGUCGAAGUUGCCUAUCAUUCAAGCCACAUGUUAUCCGUUGCGCCGGAGUAUCUGGCUUCUCUUCAAGACGUGGUAGGCCUGGCGAGGGACACGGACGGGGAGGUGGAGGUGGACACGGGAACGUGCACCCCCACUGCGGAAAUGUUCUCUACGGUUACUGGUGGCCGCCUAUUGCCCCAUGAGCUGCGAAGCCCCCGAUAUUGGGCGGAUAACCUAGUAUCCCCGGUCAUGUUCUCCCGUGCCGUUCGGACCAUGAUCUCGGAGACUCGACCGGAUGUGGUGCUCGACAUUAGCCCACACGGAACGCUGAAGGGACCGUUUGAGGAAAUUGUCGACGCCAUGUCUGCCAAACCCAGUCCGCUCUACCGUUCUGUAAUGGACCGAAAGGGGAACGCGGUCUAUACCAUCUUAGGAGCUUGUGGCCAUUUGUGGACGCGAGGGUACCCCCUCAACAUGCAAGCGGUCGUCAGAAAAGGGUCGUCACAUGGCCUUCUCGAGACUCUCACGGAUCUGCCAUCUUAUCCCUGGGACCAUGGGAAGAGAUUUUGGCACGAAUCUCCACUGACCGUAGAAUAUCGAUUCCGCAACUUUGGCCGUCGUGAUCUCAUCGGGUCUCCUACGCCUGACUCGAUGCCGCAAGAGCCGAGAUGGCGAGGUUUUCUGCGAGUCUCUGAAAACCCCUGGCUCGGGGACCACCAAGUCCAGAAGACCAUCGUUUAUCCGGCUGCGGGAAUGAUAAGCAUGGUCAUUGAAGGAAGCCGACAGAGAGUAGCUAGAGAUGCUACCCCCAGCGGCUUCGUCAUCACCAACGUGCGCAUCGAGAACCCUAUGGUUAUACCGGAGACCUCUUACGGCCUUGAGGUCUGCCUUAACAUGAAACAGGGGUCUCAGGAAGUGCUCCAUGGCAUCUCUUUCGACUGGACCAUAUACGGACGAACCCUGAACGGGAAGUGGACUAGACACGCCUAUGGUUGCGUGGAGGUUCGACUUUGCUCCUCCAGCUGCCCAACCGAGGCGACGGCAACCCCCUGUUGCGGCGAAGCUUUCGAGAAGGCCAGAUCCAACUCCACCAAGGCUGUGGACCCCAAACAUCUGUACGACAUGCUCGAUAUCGUGGGGAUGAACUACGGCCCUACCUUUCGGAACAUCAAAUCGGUGUCGAAGGGAGACAAGCAAUGCGUCGGAACCGUUGUGAUCCCCGACACCAAAUCCGGCAUGCCCUGUCAGUUCGAAUUCGACCACAUCCUCCAUCCGGCUACACUCGACGCGGUUUUCCAGAUGCUCUUUGCGAUUGACGAGACGCCGAUGGUACCUACGUCCCUCUCCAGCUUGUUCGUGUCUGCCGACGUGGCCCAAGGAGCGGGCAAGGAGCUUUUCGGAUACGCAUCCGCUGCGAGGUCGGGCCUUCGAGGUGCCGAAGCCGAUAUUGCCAUGACCACCGUCGACUGGGACCGUCCAUCCAUCAUCGUCGAGGGACUGCGCAUGACGGCCCUGCCCACAACCGACUACAUCCCCAGCCACCACAAUCUCUGUACCGAGAUUCAGUGGAAAGAGGACGUCUGUUCGGCUUCUGUUGGUCAGGAUCAGUUCGAGGAGCUGCUGUGUCUGUUGGCACACAAGUAUCCCGGCCUGUCCAUCCUUCAACGAGGGGGCGAUCACCACCUAGCCAAACACAUUCUCGACCACGUCAGCUCACCGGAUGGAUACGCACCACGUCUCUUGAGGUACAGCCUUUCCGACACCACAUCGCCCCAGACUCUUGAUCACCUCCAGAAGGCUUUUCUCGGUUCCCCAACUCGACAUUUCUUGGAAGAGCGCACCUUGCGGUACGACACCGACCUGGACCCUGAAUAUCAUCUCAUCAUCUCAUGCGAGAACAAGGGAGACGAUGAGUACCUCGAGAAACUUCUUCUCCCGGAUGGGUUGCUCCUCUCCAGAAGGGACAGCGAAGGUUUCACGGGAGGAGACACUGGCAGGGCAUGCAGCUCGUGGGAUGCCGGCUCCGGUUGCUUUACGAUGACCUACAAAAUCGAUAUCCACGUGACGGCGACGACGACGACGACGAUGGGUUUCAACGCUCAACGUGUCACCCGCACCCAUGCCCCACACCGUACGCGUGCUAUUCUCAUUAUCAUGCCAGACCAUCCGAACGAGGAGGUGGACAAGCUCGGCCAGGCUCUUUCCUGUCUUCUUAGCAACGAUCAUCAUAUCCAGGUUGAGAUUGUCCAUCUCGAAAAUCUCUGCGCCCUACGCUGCGCCCAAGCUAGCCGAAAGGUCGUGGUGUCCCUCCUCGACCUAGGCCCUGCACAAUCUUUCGUCUGGAACUGGACUCACGAGCAUUUCACGCUCUUCCGGAAUGUCUACAAGGCCGCCGAGGCCGUCCUGUGGGUGACGCGGGGUGCCAACCGAAGGCCUACAAUCCCCUGUAAUUCUCCUGUCAUAGGCCUGGCGCGGACUUUGGUGUCAGAGGAUCCCGAGACGGUCGUUACCACGUUGGACUUGGAUGAGGCCACGCAAAUAUCGGAAGCUGGUCGAAGCAUUUUCUCUGUCUUGGAUCGCUCAAUCAUCAGCCCUCCCCUCGUCGGGCCACGAGAAUCCGAAUAUGCCGAGGACCAUGGCCGAAUUUUUAUCCCUCGACUAGUUCCCCUCAAGGAACUGAACGACCUGGUUGAAGAUACCUUCUCCAGUACGCCCUCCUCCAUGCACCCCUUUCUUGACGGAGAGACGAAGGAACUGCUGGUACUUCCACCAAACGAACACCGUGAGGAAUGCGGAAAUUUCGAGUACAGAUACGGAACAGUUGACGGGGACCUUUCCCCCUACGAGAUCGAGAUGAGUUUCGGUGGAUCAAUUCUUCACCAUGACGAUUGGCAAACGAUCACCGGUCAUUCUCGCAAAACGACUAUAGGCAUGGACCUCAUGGGGACGAUAACUCGUGUCGGAGCCAACGUGAAAGGCAUCUAUCCGAACGAUGAAGUUGUCGGUCUCGCCCAGCAAGGUUCACUGAAAAGUCAGCAUCGGGUUGAUCAUAGAUUUGUCAAGAAGAUCCCCGGCGGACUACGGAUGUGCGUCCCCAGCGCCUGGAUUUCAGCAUACUACAGUCUCUGCAUGCGUUGUUAUCUCAGGAAGGGCCAGAGGGUGCUCAUUCUCUGUGGUGCCAGCAUCUACGGGCAAGCUGCUCUUCAGAUCGCGCAGCUCAAAGGGGCUGAGGUAUUCUCUACCAUUUCUGGGCCGAACUCGAAUGCGCAGUGGCAACUGCUAGGGGACGCUUUCGGCCUUGAUGACCGUCAUGUAGAGAAUUGUGACGAUCCAGACUGGCAUACCAAGCUUCUUUCAAAGUCGGGAGGCCAGUGGAUGGACAUUGUGUACGCUCCCACUUUGGAUUGCCUUGAUGGGACGGAUCGUGUGGUGAAGACGACUGGCACCCUUAUUUACAUGGAGAACCACUCAGACGCCCGUCCUUGUGCUGCCUUCUCUCGUCUCUCCAUGCUGCGUCUGGACCUGGCGGCCUUGUUAGCGGAAGAUCCUGAUCUCAUUGCCGAGAUUUUCAACCGCGUCGAAGACAUGCACCUUAAGAAAAGGCAUGCUAUUAAACCGAGCCAGCUCGUCGAUACCUUCUGUUUGUCUGGGCUGUCUGACGCCUUCCGAUGUCUCCAAACCCCUGCCAGCGCCGUGUUCGUGACCGCCGGCCCGGACACAACGGUCGCUUUGCCCCGUAGGAGGCAGCUAAAGCCGCUCCGAGAUAGCAUCGACAGUGGGACCUAUGUUCUGGCAGGAGGUCUUGGUGGCCUGGGGCGAAGUAUCGCCCAGCUGCUUGUGGACAACGGUGCUCGCAAUCUUGUUUUCCUAUCUCGGUCGGCGACCAAAUCGGAUGACGCCAAUACUUUCCUGACUUCUCUUGAGAAGCAGGGCGUCACGGCGAAGCACUUUCCGGUAGACAUUUCUGACACAGCGGCACUUCGGGGGGUAUAUGAGAAGGAUAUCCUACUGGAUAUGCCGCCCGUCUCCGGCGUGGUCCAGUGUGCCGCGGUUCUUCAGGAUGCGCUCUUCGACAACAUGCAGUACGAGUCCUGGCAAAAGGUCGUGGCGCCCAAGGGAGAGGGCACCCGCAAUCUUGUAAACACGUUCGGCCGAAACCGCAGCAACAGUGACAACAACUCCGACUCCGGCUCCGACUCCGGCCCCUUUUUCAUCUUCCUUUCCAGCUCCGCCGGCAUUAUCGGCAAUCGCGGCCAGGCCAACUACUCGGCCGGCAACGUGUUCAUGGACUCCCUAGCCCGAAGCGGCACCAUUGCGGGCCGGGCCAUUUCCCUCGACAUCGGCCCCGUGCUGGAGGCCGGAAUGGUAGCCGACGACGACGCGACCAUGCAAAAGCUACGCGACAGCGGCUUCUACGGAAUCCGCCACCAGGACUUUCUGAAAAUCAUCGAGCGCGCCAUCGCGGGGGAAAUCUACGACGGCGUGCCCCUGCCCGCUCAGGUCGUGCUGGGGAUCGGUACGGGGGGGCUCAUCCGCCAAAACCGCCCCGCGGACCCUUACUGGUCUCGGACUGCGGCCUACGCUUACCUUAACCUGGUGGAUAUGCCUCCGCCCGACCUCACCGUCGUCGGAUCCGAUGCUUCGACCGCCGGGACCGGGGCCGCGACGUUGAAGGCGCGGUUGGCGUCGUGUUCGUCCCCGGCCGAGGCCUCCGAUCUCAUCUGCCAGGCGCUGAAACGAGAGCUGGCGGCAAGGCUGUCGACCGUCAAGGCGGAGGAUAUCUACGAGGGCAGCUGUCCCAAGGAGUACGGGAUCGACUCCCUCAUGGCGGUUCGCAUCCGCGUGUGGGCGCUGGACGAGGUCGGCGCCAGUAUUUCGGUCUUUAAUAUUUUGGGCGAUAAUACGAUUCUCGAGCUUGCUAGUCGGAUGGCGGACCAGGUUCUAGCGGAAUGAGGGUAACGGGCGGAAAGGCGGAUACGUUGUGUUUUUUUCGUGUUGGUGUAAGGUACAAGAAAAAAAAAAGAAAAAAAAAGAACACUCGGAAGAAGAAGGGGGACGGAAAAAAAAAAGACAGGCCGUGGAUAUGGGCUUUUGUGUACAUAUAUAUGCCCGAGAUGUCGGUGUUGCCCAUCUGGCAAGACUGCAAACCAAAGCCAAAUCUUGCCGGGCAUGGCUGGAUAACCAACCGUAUUUUGAUAAUUAUUUUGAUAAAAUCGGUCAUGAUUCCU
Sodiomyces alkalinus F11 is the source of this 7481-nucleotide messenger RNA. RefSeq names its product phenolpthiocerol synthesis polyketide synthase ppsA. The transcript is spliced from 10 exons. Gene Ontology annotation, biological process: secondary metabolite biosynthetic process; fatty acid biosynthetic process. Lineage: Eukaryota; Fungi; Ascomycota; Sordariomycetes; Glomerellales; Plectosphaerellaceae. The record is from RefSeq and is a predicted model, not a curated record. Gene Ontology annotation, molecular function: phosphopantetheine binding; oxidoreductase activity; fatty acid synthase activity. The coding region runs from base 1 to 7206 and encodes 2401 amino acids.